AGGUAGUGAGGAUAGGCGUGUGUGUGUGCUGUGACCCCCUGCCUGUCUGCCUCCCACUCUCUCCCACUGUCUCUUGGACCAUACCCCUGUGAGAGCUGCCUCUCUGUGCCGACGUCUCCUCGCCUAGCAGUGUCUGUCGGUGUGAAACCAUCUUCACAGCAGCGAUGAGUGACAGUAUCACGAGACUGGAAGCCACAGCGAACGAGACAAUAUCUCCACAGUUCUAGGAGCUGAGACCGAGUCUCUCCCAGCUGGCAGUAACGGUGGAGACAAUAUCUCCACAGUGCUAGGAGCUGAGACUCUCAGGGCUGGGUAGUGGUGAGAGCUGAACAACGUCAUCACAAGGAAGAUGAAAGUGUCAGCCUGGCUGGUCCUAAAGUGGGUUUUCGCCCUCAACACCAUCGUCAGCGGACAACAGGAGCUGAGGACAGCAGCUGUGAGCUUGGUGUGCAGCGGUGCUGGGGGAGAGUGUCUCAGGGGCCAGGCUGACUGUCCCAGCUUCCUCAGUCAGUACGAUCAGUACUGCCCCGAUGGUGCCCGCUGCUGCCUCAGUAAGAUGUGGUCAGCGUCACCCCGGACAGGAGAAAAGAGUGAGAACGCUGGGGAAACACCUGUUGAAGAUGGCAGCAGUAGCAGCCUGCUGCACGAAGGCAAGAAUACACACCUUAAAGGAAAUAUUGGCAAGGGUCGUCAUGGGGAAAUAAGGAACCAGGAGAAAGGUGACGUCAAACAACCCACCAGUGAUGUACAACGUCGAAACGCCUUGAACGCUCACAACAAGACACGCACCAAGAAAACGUCUUCAAGAGAAAGAAAGAAUAAUGAGGGUAAACCAGAACUCAAAGAAAUUAGAGAAAGUAAACUGUUAGACAGAAAUAAAAUUACGAAACUCCAUAGAAACAAAAGAGAAAAUAAACUCAGUGACAGGAAUCAACAUCACGCGGGCCCCACCGACCUGCAGAAACGACCCAUAGACCUGAAGGGACGACCACGACGCGACAUACACGACCACAAGAAAAAACUCCGCUUCAUAAUAGAGAGAAAACUCCGAAGUAGGAAAAACACAAAGAAAACGCUUCAUAACAUCACAGGGAGUGAACACUUUGCUAUGCUUGGAGGCCGGAUGAAGAAACCGUUGAACAAACAGAAGAAACAGUUGAACAAACAGAAGAAACCGUUGAACAAACAGAAGAGACCGUUGAACAAACAGAAGAAACCGUUGAACAAACAGAAGAAACCGUUGAACAAACAGAAGAAACCGUUGAACAAACAGAAGAAACCGUUGAACGAACAGAAGAAACCGUUGAACAAACAGAAGAAACCGUUGAACAAACAGAAGAGACUGUUGAACAAACAGAAGAAACCGUUGAACAAACAGAAGAAACUGUUGAACAAACAGAAGAAACCGUUGAAUAAACAGAAGAAACAGUUGAACAAACAGAAGAGACCGUUGAACAAACAGAAGAAACCGUUGAACAAACAGAAGAAACCGUUGAACAAACAGAAGAAACAGUUGAACAAACAGAAGAGACCGUUGAACAAACAGAAGAAACCGUUGAACAAACAGAAGAGACCGUUGAACAAACAGAAGAAACCGUUGAACAAACAGAAGAAACCGUUGAACAAACAGAAGAAACCGUUGAACAAACAGAAGAAACCUUUGAACAAACAGCAGAAACCGUUGAACAAACAGAAGAAACCGUUGAACAAACAGAAGAAACAGUUGAACAAACAGAAGAAACCCGUUGAACAAACAGAAGAAACCGCUGAACAAACAGAAGAAACCGUUGAACAAACAGAAGAAACCGUUGAACAAACAGAAGAAACCUUUGAACAAACAGCAGAAACCGUUGAACAAACAGAAGAAACCGUUGAACAAACAGAAGAAACAGUUGAACAAACAGAAGAAACCGUUGAACAAACAGAAGAAACAGUUGAACAAACAGCAGAAACCGUUGAACAAACAGAAGAAACAGUUGAACAAACAGAAGAAACCGUUGAACAAACAGAAGAAACCGUUGAACAAACAGAAGAAACCGUUGAACAAACAGAAGAAACCGUUGAACAAACAGAAGAAACCUUUGAACAAACAGCAGAAACCGUUGAACAAACAGAAGAAACCGUUGAACAAACAGAAGAAACAGUUGAACAAACAGAAGAAACCGUUGAACAAACAGAAGAAACCGUUGAACAAACAGAAGAAACCUUUGAACAAACAGCAGAAACCGUUGAACAAACAGCAGAAACCGUUGAACAAACAGCAGAAACCGUUGAACAAACAGCAGAAACCGUUGAACAAACAGCAGAAACCGUUGAACAAAGAGCAGAAACCGUUGAACAAACAGCAGAACCGUUGAACAAACAGAAGAAACAGUUGAACAAACAGAAGAAACCGUUGAACGAAUCAAGAACAAGAAACAAGAAUAACGGUAAACAGACCGUAAAUAACGCCAAAACACUGCCUCGGAGAAAGAAUGAGAAUAAUGAGAGGCAAACAACAGACAUCAAGAGAAAUAAGGGCAACAAGAUAACUAAAAUCAGCAACACAAAUGAGAAAAAUAAGAAAAAUAAGAAAGUGAAACAGGAGAGGAAUGGAAAAAUUAAACCCAAGAAAAAAAAUGUGAAUACAAAAAUAAAAUACAGAAAAACAUAUGAGGGAAAUAGAAGAACAACAGAGAAUAAGAUAAACAAGAAUAAGACAAACAAGAAGAAUAAGAUAAACAAACAGAAUAAGACAAACAAGAAUAAUAAGACAAACAAGAAUAAUAAGAUAAACAAACAGAAUAAGAUAAACAAGGAGAAUAAGACAAACAAGAAGAAUAAGAUAAGAAAGAAUAUUAAGAUAAACAAGAAUAAACCAAACAAGAAGAAUAAGGCAAAAAAGAAGAAGACAAACAAGAGGAAGAAUAAGACAAACAGGAAUAAGAAAAAUAAGAUAAAUAAAGUAAAGAAGAAGAAAAACAAGAAGAAAAAGAAAAACAACAAGAAGGGAAUCAAGAAGAAGAAGAAGACAAACAAGAAGAGGACACAAGCGAAUCUUGAGCAUAGGGGCAGAGAUAAUAAAGAGUGCAAGCCCCGGAGACGAUGCACCAAGCGAGGAGGGUACUGCAGGACUUCGUGUUCAGCCGGCGAGAGCGAGUACACGAAAGGAUGUGAAGGAAGGAGCUGCAAGUGUUGUGUUGCUGGCUCAGAAUGCAAGACAAAGAAAAAGUGCCAAAAAAAAGGUGGCCAAUGCAAGAAGAAGUGUUCAGAGGGAGAGACUGAGGUGAAGAAGGGCUGUGGAGGAGACAAGUGCCAGUGUUGUGUGGUGGGCGGUGGAGGGUGCGAGAUGAAGAAGAAGUGCGCUAAGAAGGGAGGUUCCUGCAAGAGUCAGUGUGAGAGGAGGGAGACGGAGGUCAAGAAGGGCUGUAAAGGGCGGAAUUGCAAGUGUUGUGUGGUGGCCGGUGGAGAGUGCGAGAUGAAGAAGAAGUGCGUUAAGAAGGGAGGUUCCUGCAAGAACAAGUGUUCAAGGGGGGAGUCAGAGGUCAAGAAGGGCUGUAAAGGGCGGAAUUGCCAGUGUUGUGUGGUGGCCGGUGGAGGAAAAACUCCAAGACCAUCAACACCUUCAGGGUCAUCAACAUCUUCAGAGUCAUCAACAACGUCAGGGUUAUCAACAACUUCAGGGUCAUCAACAACUUCAGGGUCAUCGACAACUUCAGGGUCAUCAACAUCUUCAGAGUCAUCAACAACUUCAGGGUCAUCAACAACUUCAGGGUCAUCAACAUCUUCAGAUUCAUCAACAACUUCAGGGUCAUCAACAACUUCAGGGUCAUCAACAACUUCAGGGUCAUCAACAUCUGCAGGGUCAUCAACAACUGCAGGGUCAUCAACAACUGCAGGGUCAUCAACAACUGCAGGGUCAUCAACAACUGCAGGGUCAUCAACAACUGCAGGGUCAUCAACAACUGCAGGGUCAUCAACAACUGCAGGGUCAUCAACAUCUUCAAGACGACGAACGUCAACAAUCAUAUCAAACACAACCAAGAAUCCUUCAACCAACACGACUUUUAAUAGAAAAACUACCACUAAACAACCAACUACCACGACGACCCAUAAACAACCAACUACCAAGACGACCCAUAAACAACCAACUACCAAGACGACCCAUAAACAACCAACUACCAAGACGACCCAUAAACAACCAACUACCAAGGCGACCCAUAAACAACCAACUACCAAGACGACCCAUAAACAACCAACUACCAAGACGACCCAUAAACAACCAACUACCAAGACGACCCAUAAACAACCAACUACCAAGACGACCCAUAAACAACCAACUACCAAGGCGACCCAUAAACAACCAACUACCAAGACGACCCAUAAACAACCAACUACCAAGACGACCCAUAAACAACCAACUACCAAGACGACCCAUAAACAACCAACUACCAAGACGACCCAUAAACAUCCAACUACCAAGACGACCCAUAAACAACCAACUACCAAGACGACCCAUAAACAACCAACUACCAAGACGACUCAUAAACAACCAACUACCAAGACGACCCAUAAACAACCAACUACCAAGACGACCCAUAAACAACCAACUACCAAGACGACCCAUAAACAACCAACUACCAAGACGACCCAUAAACAACCAACUACCAAGACAACCCAUAAACAACCAACUACCAAGACGACCCAUAAACAACCAACUACAAGAACGACCCAUAAACAACCAACUACCAAGACGACCCAUAAACAACCAACUACCAAGACGACCCAUAAACAACCAACUACCAAGACUACCCAUAAACAACCAACUACCAAGACGACCACUACAACACCAGCUGCCACAAAGAGCACUCAAAAAACAAACACUACGACCACACCACAAGCAACCUCCACUAAGGCAUCUACCACACGACCAACACAUCCUGGUACCCCAACACAUCCAGGUACUCCAACACCUCCUGGUACUCCAACACAUCCAGGUACUCCAACACAUCCAGGUACUCCAACACAUCCAGGUACUCCAACACAUCCUGGAACUCCAACACAUCCAGGUACCCCAACACAUCCAGGUACCCCCACACAUCCAGGUACUCCAACACAUCCUGGUACUCCAACACAUCCAGGUACCCCAAUACAUCCAGGUACCCCAACACAUCCAGGUACUCCAACACUUCCAGGUACUCCAACACAUCCUGGUACUCCAACACAUCCAGGUACCCCAACACAUCCAGGUACUCCAACACAUCCAGGUACUCCAACACUUCCAGGUACUCCAACACAUCCUGGUACUCCAACACAUCCAGGUACCCCAACACAUCCAGGUACCCCAACACAUCCAGGUACCCCAACACAUCCAGGUACCCCAACACAUCCUGGUACUCCAACACAUCCAGGUACUCCAACACAUCCAGGUACCCCAACACAUCCAGGUACUCCAACACAUCCAGGUACUCCAACACAUCCUGGUACUCCAACACAUCCAGGUACCCCAACACAUCCAGGUACCCCCACACAUCCAGGUACUCCAACACUUCCAGGUACUCCAACACAUCCUGGUACUCCAACACAUCCAGGUACCCCAACACAUCCAGGUACCCCCACACAUCCAGGUACCCCAACACAUCCAGGUACCCCAACACAUCCAGGUACCCCAACACAUCCAGGUACCCCAACACAUCCAGGUACCCCAACACAUCCUGGUACUCCAACACAUCCAGGUACAACACAUCCAGGUACCCCAACACAUCCAGGUACCCCAACACAUCCAGGUACCCCCACACAUCCAGGUACCCCAACACAUCCAGGUACUCCAACACAUCCAGGUACUCCAACACAUCCAGGUACCCCAACACAUCCAGGUACCCCCACACAUCCAGGUACCCCAACACAUCCAGGUACUCCAACACAUCCAGGUACCCCAACACAUCCAGGUACCCCAACACAUCCAGGUACCCCCACACAUCCAGGUACCCCAACACAUCCAGGUACUCCAACACAUCCAGGUACUCCAACACAUCCAGGUACUCCAACACAUCCAGGUACCCCAUCACAUCCAGGUACCCACACACAUCCAGGUACCCCAACACAUCCUGGUACUCCAACACAUCCAGGUACCCCAACACAUCCAGGUACCCCAACACAUCCAGGUACUCCAACACAUCCUGGUACUCCAACACAUCCAGGUACUCCAACACAUCCUGCUACUCCAACACAUCCAGGUACUCCAACACAUCCUGGUACUUCAACACAUCCAGGUACCACCACACAUCCUGGUACCCCAACACAUCCAGGUACUCCAACACAUCCAGGUACUCAAACACAUCCAGGUACUCCAACACAUCCAGGUACCCCCACACAUCCUGGUACUCCAACACAUCCAGGUACUCCAACACAUCCUGGUCCUCCAACACAUCCAGGUACUCCAACACAUCCAGGUACUCUAACACAUCCAGGUACUCCAACACAUCCAGGUACUCCAACACAUCCAGGUACUCCAACACAUCCAGGUACCCCAACACAUCCAGGUACUCCAACACAUCCAGGUACCCCAACACAUACAGGUACCCCAACACAUCCAGGUACUCCAACACAUCCAGGUACCCUAACACAUCCAGGUACCCCAACACAUCCAGGUACCCCCACACAUCCAGGUACCCCAACACAUCCAGGUACUCCAACACAUCCUGGUACUCCAACACAUCCUGGUACUCCAACACAUCCAGGUACUCCAACACAUCCAGGUACCCCAACACAUCCAGGUACUCCAACACAUCCAGGUACUCCAACACAUCCUGGUACUCCAACACAUCCAGGUACCCCAACACAUCCAGGUACUCCAACACAUCCAGGUACUCCAACACAUCCUGGUACUCCAACACAUCCAGGUACCCCAACACAUCCAGGUACCCCCACACAUCCAGGUACCCCAACACAUCCAGGUACUCCAACACAUACAGGUACCCCCACACAUCCAGGUACCCCAACACAUCCAGGUACCCCAACACAUCCAGGUACUCCAACACAUCCAGGUACUCCAACACAUCCAGGUACUCCAACACAUCCUGGUACUCCAACACAUCCAGGUACCCCAACACAUCCAGGUACUCCAACACAUCCAGGUACUCCAACACAUCCAGGUACCCCAACACAUCCAGGUACCCCAACACAUCCAGGUACUCCAACACUUCCAGGUACUCCAACACAUCCAGGUACUCCAACACAUCCAGGUACCCCAACACAUCCAGGUACUCCAACACAUCCAGGUACCCCAACACAUCCAGGUACUCCAACACAUACAGGUACCCCCACACAUCCUGGUACUCCAACACAUCCAGGUACCCCAACACAUCCAGGUACUCCAACACAUCCAGGUACUCCAACACAUCCAGGUACUCCAACACAUCCAGGUACCCCAACACAUCCUGGUACUCCAACAAAUCCUGGUACUCCAACACAUCCAGGUACCCAAACACAUCCUGGUACUCCAACACAUCCAGGUACCCCAACACAUCCAGGUACCCCAACACCUCCAGGUACUCCAACACAUCCAGGUACUCCAACACUUCCAGGUACCCCAACACAUCCAGGUACCCCAACACAUCCUGGUACUCCAACACAUCCAGAUAUAAGACGACACAUACAUCAACAAUGCUGGAGAAGCGUGGGCGGCCACGCUAAGACCACGAAGGCCACGGAGGCCACGGAGACCACGGAGGCCACGGAGACCACGGAGGCCACGGAGACCACGGAGACCACGGAGACCACGGAGGCCACAGAGACCUAA
Molecule: messenger RNA, 7780 nt
Organism: Procambarus clarkii (red swamp crayfish)
Lineage: Eukaryota; Metazoa; Arthropoda; Malacostraca; Decapoda; Cambaridae
Source: RefSeq, a predicted model, not a curated record